GGCAUCCCAUUGGGACGGGUUUCUGCCUGACUCCGACUAUCCCAACUGCAAUACCGUCCACCAAGAAGGGUAUUCCUAUGGUGGUGCACCUCCAUGGUGCCAUUGGUGAGGCCGAGAGUGAUGGACACGCGGAAUCAUGGUUCACCGUUGGAUUCAAAGAACGAGGGCGGACUUGGAGCAAGAAAAUGUACCAUUAUCACAACUUUCAACAACCGGGAACAAUGUGGUAUCAUGAUCAUGCCAUGGGACUGACUAGAGUCAACAUUUUAGCUGGUUUUAGUGGGGCCUACAUAAUUCGCCAACCCAAUGUCGAGGCACCACUUGGCUUACCCCAAGGCGAUGAAUUUGAACGACCAUUGGUCAUUUUUGAUCGUAGCUUUCGAACAGAUGGUUCCAUAUAUAUGAAUUCCACAGGAAACAAUCCCUCAAUUCACCCACAGUGGCAGCCUGAAUACUUUGGUGAUGCUGUCAUAGUAAACGGAAAAGCAUGGCCCCACAUGAUCGUGAAGCGUAGAAAGUACCAUUUUCGUAUCAUCAAUGCAAGCAAUGCAAGGUUCUUCAAAUUCUUCUUCACCAACGGUCUAGAUUUCAUCCAUGUGGGGUCCGACUUGGCAUAUCACGAACGGCCCGUGAUAAUCGAUGAGAUCCUCAUGGCGCGAUUCUCGAAGGGAUUUUCUGGAUCCAUUAAAAGAAUGGUCUCUACAUUUUUGACAAAGUCCUCCACAAAGGGUUUCAAUCGCUGA
Molecule: messenger RNA, 743 nt
Organism: Ilex paraguariensis (yerba mate)
Lineage: Eukaryota; Viridiplantae; Streptophyta; Magnoliopsida; Aquifoliales; Aquifoliaceae
Source: the annotation of a GenBank genome assembly